AUGAGUGAAAAUAAGAUCUCAUUGCAUCCCGAGCCAAAGAAAUGGAAGGCCCCAAAGGGUCCAAAACCCGUUCACCACAAGAACAAAAAUCUUAUUGGUUUGGGCCGGUCCAUUGCCAAUCAGAGAACCAAAGAGAAUGCCAUAGAAUACUUGCCAGAUGGUGAGAUGCGGUUCACCACAGAUAAAAAAGAGGCCGGUUGGGUCAAAUUACGUUCCGUCACUCAGGAAAAUUCUUUGGACGAGUUUUUGAACACAGCCGAGCUUGCAGAUCAUGACUUCACUGCUGAAAAGUACCAGCAGGUGAAAAUCAUCAAGGUGGGAAACACUUCCCUUGUCAACCAAAAUGGUCUUCUUUCAGAGACAGAACUAAAAGACUUGCGUAUUAAGCAUCAGCUCUUCGAGAACAAAUUAGUUGUUCCUCGUCGUCCACAGUGGACUGAGGGCCAACUGAAGCUACAGAUCGAAAGACAAGAGAACCUCGCAUUUUUGGAGUGGAGAAGGGAUUUGGCUGCUUUAACCGAGACAAAUGAUUUACUUUUGACUCCUUUCGAGAGAAAUAUUGAGGUGUGGCGUCAGUUGUGGAGAGUCGUGGAAAGAUGUGACUUGGUGGUACAAAUUGUGGACGCCAGAAACCCACUUUUCUUCCGUUCUGUUGACUUGGAUACCUAUGUUAACAGUCUCAGCAAGCCUGAGGAGAACAAAGAGAAGCGCAACUUGCUUUUGGUCAACAAGGCCGAUCUUCUUACUAGAAAUCAACGAAUUGCAUGGGCCAAUUACUUCAAGAAGAAAGAUAUUAGAUACGUUUUCUUUUCCGCUGCCAAUGCAAAUGCUCUCAUAGAGAAGGAGCGUGCUGAAUUGGAACAAGCCGAGCUUUUGGGUGAAGUUCCACCUCAACCAUCUCUGGCUGCUGAUGACCUAGUUGACACCGAAGAGAACGAGGACAUCAGAAUCUUGAGAGUUGAGGAAUUGGAAGAGCUUUUCUUGACCAGUGCUCCUAAAUUCGAAAAGUCCGAGGAAUAUCCUGAUCGUAAACUCCAAAUUGGUUUGGUUGGUUAUCCAAACGUUGGUAAGUCUUCUACGAUUAAUGCAUUGGUUGGUUCGAAAAAGGUUUCCGUUUCUGCCACUCCAGGUAAAACUAAACAUUUUCAAACUCUUUUCUUGUCACCUGAAGUCAUUUUGUGUGAUUGUCCCGGUUUGGUCUUCCCAAAUUUUGCCUACUCUAACGGUGAAUUAGUGUGCAAUGGUGUCUUGCCAAUUGACCAGCUCAGAGAGCAUAUCCCCCCAACUUCCUUAGUAUGUCAAAGAAUUCCUAAGUUCUACCUUGAAGCAGUCUAUGGUAUUCACAUUCCUAUUCAAACCAGAGAGAAUGGAGGAAACGGUAUCUAUCCAACCGCCAGAGAACUCUUGAAUGCAUAUGCUAGAGCUAGAGGCUACAUGACUCAAGGUUUCGGUAGUGCAGAUGAGUCGAGAGCUUCUAGAUACAUCUUGAAAGAUUACGUUAAUGGAAAAUUGUUGUACAUUGACCCACCUCCUUUUGAACUCGAGGACGGAACUUGGGAUAUGCCCAGUCUCGAAGACUCAAGAAAGUUCAAUCAAGAUAUCUAUACUUUGCAGUCCUUGCCUGAGACUAGACAACAACAAAUUUUGCAAGCUAUGUCCUCGAAAAACAUCGAUGUUGACACCUUUAAUUUGGAAAGAGAUCUUGCAAAACUCAAUUUCUCCAUGCAUGUCUCCGAAGAAUCAAAUCAAAAAUUUACCGGAGACCAAUCUGCAAGCGCUACUACCAAAUUUUAUGGUGGUAGACAAGCUGCUUUGGAGAAUGCCGCAGAUGACUUGGAUAAGGAAUUCUUCAAGAUGAAUGAGGUGCAAGCAAAGAUGAACACCCCAUUUCAUGCCAACCAACUAGGAGGCAAAGGAAACAAGAAGCAUAAUAAGAAGAACAAGAAGGCUGAGAAGAAGACAAGAGUCGUCGGAUAUUAA
This is a messenger RNA of Australozyma saopauloensis, 1980 nucleotides long. Its product is annotated as putative GTPase. Gene Ontology annotation, molecular function: GTPase activity; GTP binding. The transcript has a single exon. The coding region runs from base 1 to 1980 and encodes 659 amino acids. Gene Ontology annotation, biological process: ribosomal subunit export from nucleus. The record is from RefSeq and is a predicted model, not a curated record. Gene Ontology annotation, cellular component: cytosol. NCBI's taxonomy places the organism in Eukaryota, Fungi, Ascomycota, Pichiomycetes, Serinales, Metschnikowiaceae.